AUGUCUAAAAAUCAAGACAAAAAGAUGAGUGGGUCGUGUGUGGAAACUCCAGAAGCACCUGCUUGGCUAUCUAAGUUGGAAAGUCAAAGAGAAAAAUUAAGUAAAGCUCGACUUGGACACGAUAGCGGCGCCGGUGCACCCUGUAACUCAUGCGGACCAUCAUGCCCUGGUCUGGACCUGCACUUCUGGAGGAAGGUCUGCCGUUCAUGUCACUGCAGUAAGGAUGUUCAUGAUGUUCAAGAUGAUGACCUAUCAGGCUGGGCACAGUUUGAGCUACUGGGUACUGCUAGACCUAAGAAGGCUUCAAUGCCCCUGAUUAAAAUUCGUGGAGUUACUGACAAACCUGUGAAACUAGACUGGGUGCCUCCAAAUGCGUCAACUGAGUUGGUAUCAGAGUACAUGUCAUGUCUGGGCAACCUGGCCCCGGUGUCCGGUUCGGAGGCGGCUCGUAAACGACGUGCUCAGCUCAGGACACAGCUACCGCCGCACGAUGUCGCGCCUGCCGUACGACAACACGCAUCCGACUUUGAGAAGUCAGAACAUACUGAAUACAUCACGCGCAUUAAGGACCAUGUCGUCGGUAUGGGCAAUGUCGUCAGGGUAGGCCCUCUACAAAACGGCGAAAUCUACUCUGUUGAGAACAGCAAAGUACAUGGCGCGACUAAAUCUUACGCUCUUCCCCUCAAAAUAUCCAACGUAUCCAGGGGAGUCAAAUACAACAUCGUUCCUAAGAAUGCGUCUGAUAAGAAGUUGGUCUUAGAUACACAAGGAAAUGUCGUCAGCAGUGCUGCCAAUCUCCCAGACUACAAAUCCAGUCCCAUAUUGAGUCGCAUCGUGAAAGACAAACUGCAUAUCAUGCGCAUCGAAUCAGAUAGAAUUAAGAGCGCGGUAGAACAUGGCCCCGUCUACGAUAAACUGUUCAAAAACUUAGAGGACUUGAAUAUGCCUGUCACUAAUGACGUGUAUCUACAACCAAUCAAGCUAUUCAGAGAGGAGUACAACAAUAAUCCUCAAUUUAAAGACGAAACAACUGAGUUUUCCAGUAAGUCCCUUGGAGCUCAAAUUAUGCCAGACUUGUGGUCCAACAGCAACAAUAAUAUUAUGGGUACAGCCAAACUCUUGGAUAGUAGGAUUCAAAAAGGUACCAUUUUCGCUCCAAACGGAGAGAUAUGGAGCUGGAAACAUGAGCCAGUCACUCCUGAACACAGUGGCACUCUUUGUUCCACGAAAAUCAAUCCUCAGUACUCGACUGUUACUAAGCCGAUAAAUCAGGUGGAACCACAACAGACUGCGCCGUUAAGAGAAUAUCUCAGAAGUCACUCUGAAGAUGACCUUCCACCUCCACCAUUGCCGAACUACAGCACAUAUCCAGGCGCUGUACCACCAACUGCCGGAACAGAUUGGAAUAACCAGCCAGUUGAUAAUGUUCACCCUAUUGGUGAUAGUGCUGACUACUUACCUCUGCCGCAAAAUUACGCCGAAGGUACGGAUCAAGUCAUUGAUCAGCUCGCAGAUUUAUCGCUCAGUCCAGCUGAAGUAGAAUUUAACAGGAAGCUUUAUAAUGAAGGAGUGCCUUGCCAACGUUGUAAUAAGUCGAUGUUCGCUGGCGAAGUUGCAGUCAAAGCCGAGAGGGCAGGUCAUGAAGCCAUUUGGCAUCCACAAUGUUUCACAUGCAGCAAAUGUAACGAGUUGCUGGCUGACCUUGUAUACUUCUUCUACAAAGGUGAGAUUUAUUGCGCCAGAGAUUUGGCUGAUGUUUUGGAAAUCCCGCGUUGCGCCGGAUGCGACGAGCUGAUAUUCACGCGUCCGUAUACAGCGGCGGAAGGAAGGGCGUUCCAUGUGCAACAUUUCUGUUGCUAUCACUGCGAUGCCCCGCUCGGUGGUAAAAAGUACGUCCCCGAUGAUAAGACUGGGCUUCCGAUAUGUUUACAAUGUUACGAUCAGUUUUACGCUGAACGUUGUCGCGCCUGCAGUGGAGUUAUAGGGCCUGAGCAGCAAGGUGUGUCCUGGGGCAACAUGCACUGGCACGCCGACUGCUUCAUGUGUUCAGGUCGGAUGUGCGGUAAAAGCUUACUGAGCGGACGAUUCGUCGUCAAACAAGAAAUGCCGUUUUGUAGCGUGGCAUGUGUUCAGAGCAGAAUUAAGUAA
This is a messenger RNA of Spodoptera littoralis (African cotton leafworm), 2148 nucleotides long. The record is from the annotation of a GenBank genome assembly. Lineage: Eukaryota; Metazoa; Arthropoda; Insecta; Lepidoptera; Noctuidae.